CUGGCGGGGAGCAGGAAGGACGGGGCAGGCAUUUGGAACCCUGGAACAGCAGAGAGCAGGGCCUCUCCAGUGGCAGGGCACCUCUAGGUGGCAGGAGCUCCCCAUUCUCACCAUGAGCACCACCACAGGCCCAGAAGCUGCCCCCAAACCAAGUGCCAAGUCAAUCUAUGAGCAGAGGAAGCGGUACUCCACUGUGGUUAUGGCUGACGUUUCCCAGUAUCUAGUCAAUCACCUGGUGACGUUCUGCCUGGGGGAGGAGGAUGGCGUGCACACAGUGGAAGACGCCUCACGGAAGCUGGCCGUCAUGGACAGCCAGGGCCGCAUCUGGGCCCAAGAGAUGCUGCUGCGCGUGUCUCCAGACCACGUCACGCUGCUUGACCCCAUCUCCAAGGAGGAGCUGGAGUUGUACGCGCUGGGUGCCAUCGUGCGCUGCGACGCGGUGCUGCCGCCCGGCCGGAGCCGCUCGCUGCUGCUGCUCGUGUGCCAGGAGCCCGAGCGCACACACCCUGACGUGCACUUCUUCCAGGGCCUGCGUCUCGGGGCGGAGCUGAUCCGCGAGGACAUCCAGGGGGCUCUGCAAGACUACCAGACGGGCCGCGGGGAGCGCAGGCCCGCGGCGCUCAGGGCCACGCAAGAGGAGCUGCAGCGCCGCCCCUCGCCAGUGGCCGAGACCCCUCCCCUGCAGCGCCGCCCGUCCGUCCGAGCCGUCAUCAGCACGGUGAGCGCCGGCCGGGGGCGCUCCCAGGCGGAGCCCAUCCCCGAAGCGGAAGAGUCGCAGAGGCCCGGCCCGGCCGGGACCGCAGGCAGCCCUGACCCGGCCUCCCCGGAUCUGGGCCCCCGAGGUCCGGAGCUGGCCAGUCUGCAGGCGGAGCGGGACGUGGACAUCCUGAACCAUGUGUUCGACGACGUGGAGAGUUUCGUGUCGAGGCUGCAGAAGUCUGCGGAGGCUGCCCGCGUGUUGGAGCACCGGGAGCGCAGCCGCCGGACGCGGCGCCGGGCGGCUGGGGAGGGUCUCCUGACGCUGCGGGCCAAGCCCCCCUCCGAGGCCGAGUACACCGACGUGCUUCAGAAAAUCAAGUACGCCUUCAGCCUGCUGGCCCGGCUGCGCGGCAACAUCGCCAGCCCCUCGUCCUCGGAGCUGCUGCACUUCCUGUUCGGGCCGCUGCAACUGGUCGUGGACUCGUCGGGCGGCCCCCGAUUCGCAAGUGAAGUGCGGCGGCCGCGCCUGACGUCCGAGGCCGUGGCACUGUUGCGGGACCACCUCACCCCACGUGAGAGUGCGCUCUGGACGUCGCUGGGGGACUCGUGGACCCGCCCCGGGUUGGAGCUGCCCCCAGAGGAGGGAUCCCCGUACAGCCCUGAGUUCUCCAGCGGCUGGGAGCCCCCCGCGACCGACCCUCAUGGCCGCGCCUGGGAGGACCCAGUGGAGAAACAGCUGCAGCACGAGCGGCAGCGCCAGCAGGUAAGGCUCCCUGGAGAGCCUCGCACUCCCCCCAGGGGCACAGUGGGGCUGGGUGCGUUAGUGUGGCCCUGCCUGAGCUGCUGCUCUCCUCUCCUCUUCUCUCUCCCGCAGCAAAGUGCGCCCCAGGUCGCUGUCAAUGGUCACCAAGACCCAGAGCCGGAGGCUGAGCCGCAGCCGCAGCCGGACGGAAAGUGGGUGCUGUGUAAUUACGACUUCCAGGCCCGCAACAGCAGCGAGCUGUCGGUCAAGCAGCAGGACGUGCUGGAGGUCCUGGAUGACAGGCGCAAGUGGUGGAAGGUUCGGGACCAGCAAGGGCAGGAAGGAUACGUGCCCUAUAAUAUCCUGACACCCCACCAGCGACCCCGGGGAAGCUGCAGCCACAGCCCUUCCGGCAGCCUGGAGGCUAGCACUCCCCAUCACGCACCAGCGCCGGCCCCAGCUCCUACCCCGUCUCGGCCCCACUGGGACAGUUGUGAUAACCUCAACUUGGACCCCAGAGAGAAGGAGAAAUUCUCCCAGAUGCUGUGUGUCAAUGAGGAGCUGCAGGCGCGCCUGGCCCAGGGCCGCUCCGGCCCCAGCCGCGCAGCCCCGGGUCCCCGCGCCCUGGAGCCCCAGCUCAGCCCACACUCGGACACCGCGGAGGUCCGCGCCUGGCUGCAGGCCAAGGGAUUUAGAGCCGGGACCGUGGAGGCGCUGGGCGUGCUGACUGGCGCGCAGCUCUUCUCGCUGCAGAAGGAGGAGCUGCGGGCCGUGAGCCCGGAGGAGGGAGCCCGCGUGUACAGCCAGGUCACCGUGCAGCGCGCGCUGCUGGAGGACAAAGAGGAAGUGUCAGAGCUGGAAGCGGUGAUGGAGAAGCAGAAGAAGAAGGUGGAAGGCAACCUGGAAACAGAGGUUAUCUGACCAUCCCCGGCUGCUCUGCUCGAAGUUUCGAGGCAGCCCCGCGGGAGAACGGACUCUGCAGACUGCCCCCACCCACGGAAGACAACCCCUGGCGAAGGCUCCAGACCUGUUCCGCCUCUGGUCCUCCCCCAACCCCGUGGAGUCUCCCGAGUGAGCGGACUGGCCAGGAGUGGGGGGAAAGGGGCCACACUCGGGUGCCCUGCGCACGGUGAGAUGCCACCCAGACCAUAAACAGCGUCCUCUUCCCAGGCAUUGUCAACUGCUUCCCUUCUCUACGCGGCCACCAGGGGGCCCAGCAACCUGCCCCUCGCCCCAGGUCCCCCUCCCUACCUUUUCUGGUUUCUUUCUCAGGCUUCCUCUUCCCCUGCCAGCCAGUCCUCUAGUCCAGAGAGAGCUCUGAACACCCAGUCUUCUUCCCUGGCUCCCCAAGACCACCUUAGCCCCAGCGCCUCACGUUUAAGGCCUUGAGAGGUUUGGUCCCUACCCCACCUCCUCCCCUCCCCCUGCCCCCUGCACUCUGGCCCUGCCCUCCUCAAACACCCCCAGGACCCCUCAGCCACUGGGCUCAGGCGUGCUCUCUGCUGCCUGGUGAGUGGCUCAGCCUCCCUGCUGCAGCUCAAACACCCACUUCAGAGAAGCCUGUCCUCUCCCAGCGCCCUCUCCCCUCCAUUCCCACCGACUGCUGGGGGCCCAGCCACAAAGGAGGCCUGACUCCUGCAUGUGCCACAGGCUUCCUGGCCACUGUUCUGUGAGGUGACAACUGUCAGGGACAGCCAGCUCCUUUUCCCAUGGUCCAGACCGUGAGCACAGCUGGUUUAGGACAGGUUUUCUCUGGAUCCCAUCCUUAUUCAGACUGGAUGCCCCUCUAGCUUUAGGAAGACAGCCCUUUCCUCCUCGACCUGUGAUCACUUCCGUGUCCCCAAGAUGCCCACUGCCAAGCCUCCCCCCACACACACCUAGUUCCUGUGAGCUUCUAUCUAAGACCCCCAGGCUGCCCUCCAAGAUCAGACGAGCUCAGACCCAGCCCUGGGCACGCAGGAGUUCUGAUUCUGUUCCCCUCUGUUGCCCUCCCCCCAUAACCCACCAGAUAAAAUCCAAGAUCCAGGGUUGGAGCAAAGCAGACCCACGCCCUAUCCUAUCACAAUCUGCCUGUCAGGACCUGCAGGCUGUUGUCCCCUCCACUAUUCCCAGAGUUUCACGGUCUCUCACCAUCUCCAGCCACCCCCACUUCUUGCUGAGAUCAUAGCAGCUGGGCUCCCCCUUUCUGUCCCUGUCAUCCCCCAGACUGCUGUCAAUGCAGCAGCCAAAGGGACCUGUUAAAGCCUAGGUCCCACCUCACCGGGGCCAGCCCGACAUAGCUGGCCGUCGCCUCCAACCUCAUCCCUCCUGUCUCUCUCGGGCCACACAGGCUGCUUCCUUGUUUCCACAUUUCAGGUACACCGCCGCCCUACAGACUCGGUCCCUGCUGUUCCCUGACACCCCGCCCUGCUCCCUCCCUGACACCUGAAGUAUCUGCCCCGCCAGCUUUCCAGAGGGCUGACCCAGAGCGGCCGGUCCGCAAUCCUGUGGGCACACAGACGCCCGUGCCCCCUUGGCCCCUGCGCCCCCACGACCCCUCCUCUCCUCACACGUCAGGUCUUUCCCAUUCCCUCGCUACCACAGCACCAGGAGGUAGGACGGGGUCCGGAAAGGAGAACAUGACCAGGAAUCAAAGAACGCCCCAGCCUCGUGCCCAGCCCGGCCACCUGUGACCAGGCCGGACGAAGAGCUCCUACUAUCCCAUUCG
This is a messenger RNA of Lutra lutra (Eurasian river otter), 4148 nucleotides long. It is a transcript of the gene EPS8L1, whose product is annotated as EPS8 like 1. The transcript has 19 exons. Gene Ontology annotation, biological process: Rho protein signal transduction; positive regulation of ruffle assembly; regulation of Rho protein signal transduction. The record is from RefSeq and is a predicted model, not a curated record. Lineage: Eukaryota; Metazoa; Chordata; Mammalia; Carnivora; Mustelidae. Gene Ontology annotation, molecular function: actin binding. Gene Ontology annotation, cellular component: vesicle; ruffle membrane; plasma membrane. Bases 113 to 2362 code for a protein of 749 amino acids.